Austrofundulus limnaeus is the source of this 4379-nucleotide messenger RNA. Its product is annotated as cAMP-dependent protein kinase catalytic subunit alpha. Gene Ontology annotation, biological process: protein phosphorylation. Bases 536 to 1591 code for a protein of 351 amino acids. Gene Ontology annotation, molecular function: protein kinase A regulatory subunit binding; ATP binding; cAMP-dependent protein kinase activity. The record is from RefSeq and is a predicted model, not a curated record. NCBI's taxonomy places the organism in Eukaryota, Metazoa, Chordata, Actinopteri, Cyprinodontiformes, Rivulidae. Gene Ontology annotation, cellular component: nucleus; cytosol; cAMP-dependent protein kinase complex. The transcript has 11 exons.
GACUUGGUGGAUGGAUGAGUGGAGUUUUCCUUGCGGUCUGAAGAUUAAUGGAAGGGGUCUGUUGAUCUGAAGAAUCGACUGUCAGAUGGUCGGACCAGGGAAUCCAUUGACCCGUACGGAUGAUUUAGGAACGAAUGGAGAUAUAUCAAUUUAAGUAACUGGCUGAGAAAAAAAAACGAGUUCCCCGGAUAGAAAUUUGGUAUCCAGGUCUUAACUGCCAAGGCCUGUCCUUACAGAGAUACUAGCACCUGGUUGGUUCAGGCCAGGAUUCAACUGCAAGGGGCGCUGGAAGCUAAUGUUAGCUUGCUAGGUUAAAAAAAAUACGGAAACGUCUUAGUUUCGACGAUUUGCAUUCCAACUGGAUUUCGGAAACAUCACAUCACAUCUGGAAUAAGCAAAAGGUUGUGUGUCACUUGGAUUUUCUGGUGCUCAUUUUGGAUUUCUCUCCCGCUAUUGUUAGCAAACUGCAUCACAGUGAACGACUUUGAAGGAAAAGUCACCCGGAGCCGAGGAACUCGACCGUCCGCCUGCCAUCAUGGGCAACACGCCCACCGCGAAGAAGGGCAAUGAGAUGGAAAGUGUGAAGGAGUUUCUUGCCAAAGCCAAAGAAGAUUUCCUGAAGAAAUGGGAGAAUCCAGCACAGCAAACUGCAGCAUUGGAUCAUUUCGAGCGUUUGAAGACGUUGGGCACCGGCUCAUUUGGUCGAGUCAUGCUUGUUAAACACAAAGACACAGGCCAGCAUUUUGCCAUGAAAAUACUUGACAAACAGAAGGUAGUGAAGCUGAAGCAGAUAGAACACACGCUGAAUGAGAAACGCAUCCUGCAAGCUGUCAGCUUCCCCUUCCUGGUGCGGUUGGAACACUCUUUUAAGGAUAACAGUAAUCUGUAUAUGGUGAUGGAGUAUGUUCCUGGAGGUGAAAUGUUCUCACAUUUAAGGAGGAUUGGUAGAUUCAGUGAACCACACGCCCGCUUCUACGCAGCCCAGAUUGUACUAACCUUUGAAUACCUUCACUCUUUGGAUCUCAUCUAUCGAGACUUAAAACCAGAGAAUCUGCUGAUCGACCAGCAAGGCUACAUCCAGGUAACAGAUUUUGGAUUUGCAAAACGGGUGAAAGGUCGGACUUGGACACUUUGUGGGACUCCAGAGUACCUGGCACCGGAGAUCAUCCUCAGUAAAGGUUACAAUAAAGCAGUGGAUUGGUGGGCUCUGGGGGUUCUGAUAUACGAGAUGGCUGCUGGGUAUCCUCCCUUCUUCGCAGACCAGCCCAUUCAGAUUUAUGAAAAGAUUGUAUCUGGGAAGGUUCGCUUCCCAUCCCACUUCAGCUCAGAUCUAAAGGAUCUGUUGAGAAAUUUGCUGCAAGUGGACCUGACCAAGCGCUUCGGCAACCUCAGGAAUGGAGUCAGUGAUAUCAAGGGUCACAAGUGGUUCGCCACCACGGAUUGGAUCGCCAUCUACCAGAAAAAGGUGGAGGCUCCUUUUAUCCCCAAAUGCAAAGGCCCCGGUGACACGAGCAACUUCGACGACUACGAAGAAGAGGAAAUCCGAGUUUCCAUCACAGAGAAGUGUCCAAAGGAGUUUGCAGAGUUCUAGGUUUCAACCUCGAGUAGCAGAGAGAGGGGCAGAAAUGAGAAAGUAAAAAGGGGAUCUGAAUACAGGAAACACUUGUGGUGGACUGAUAAUUUGCUCAUUUGUUAUGAGGAAAAACAAAACAAAACAAAAAGUAAAAUCCCCCCAAAAUUGGAAAGGUAGGGAAGGUGAAGAAAGAUCUACAGAACCAGCAGUGUUGCCUUUUCUGAUUGUUUCUCAACUGUUUGCUAUUAAUUUAUUUAUCCCUAAUGUGUUUGUGACAGGGUCUCGACAAGAACAAGCAUAGAUUGUUGCUGUUCAGCUAGAGUUGUAUUUUUUCUUUUCUGAUGGCAUGAUGACACAUUUGCAGUCUUUCAAGGUGGAGGCACUGAUUUUCUGUGAAGGUACUGAAUCUGUUCGGUUCGUUUUGUUGAAAGGGCCCACUCUACAAGCUUUCCUAGCAGCUGUAGAGGGAUCGUUGUARCCUGUCCAGCCUGGUUCCCCUCCAUCUCCAACCGGAAUCUGUCCAAGCAAUACCAAGUCCAACAGAUGUGCCUAUCAUAACGCCAACUGGUUGGAAAACUGCGUCGAACGCGUUGGUGCAGAGUUUUGACUACGGCGGCGUCGACCCUUUCGGCCAUGUGGUUGAAAGCUUGAAACAACCAUCUGCACCUGCCUUCGUCUGCUCAAUGUGGCAUGGUUAUUGGGAAGAUGAUGCACUCUGCUGCUUGCACUGGAAGCAGUGGUGACCUCUUCGAUCAGAAUGAAAAGUUAUUUAUCACAGCAAACUUCGUCCUGGUCUUAAACCACUGGGAGACCUGAGAGAAGUGAACACGAGGUCUGCAUUAAAGUCUGUCUUUCUUCUUAGCUGAGUUUAUUAGAGCAUUUUAAAAACAAGAUUCUAUUGGUGAUUAUGUUGUCCUUUUUACGUCGAUCUCUGUGCUUGUGUGUUAUUUAGUGCUGACGGGUGGCUGAACGGGCCCGCGCUUUAGCAGCCGCUGGCGUUGUGCUCACACUCCUGAUUAUUAUUUUAUUAUUCGCAUCUAAACGGAGCAUCCCUCUUUUCAACGCUGUCUCAGAGCUGUAAAAUGAAAAGAAAAUUUCAAAAGGAAAUCUAUGAAUUCUGCCAAAUUCACAGACUUGGGUUCAUCGCAGUUGUCUGUUUGUCACGAGGACGGGUGGAUUUAAAUACASAGAACAGUAGCAAAGCUUUGCAACACAGUGUGCAUGAUAUGUUGUUUUUGUACAGUAUCACUUUUAAAGACAGAUGGCGGAGAAUACCUGAGCUGAGGUACCUGAGGUUGUGGAUUAAAAAUGUCUAAUAUAGAAACGAAGCGAUCUGUUGAAGAUCCGGUUAAACGUGUCAAAGUCGUCUGGGCUUUGUUAAUUUGUUAAUUUCAGUGUUUGCUGAUAAUUGUCACUGAAACUAAAAAUCUCACUUUGGCAGAUUGAUGUUUCUCCUUUUCUCUAUUUUGUUUCGGAUUCGUYACGCUGUCACAGUUUCACAGUCCAACCAACUGUUCGGGGACUUUUGGGAUCGAGCGUGUUUUGGGUUUGAGUUGUUUGUUUUUUCCCUCUGUUGUUACAAAUGAAAGCAGUUCUAAAGCGGUCCACUUAUUUGCCAAGUUUAAUUCUGUGGAUGCAAGACAAUCGCAGACCAAAUCUCAUUGCUGGUUUGUUGACUAAACACGUUGUUUUGAUCUGAAGGAUGAACGAUUUCACCCACCCUUCGUAGGCCCUCGGUGCUAAACUUUGUCCAUCACAUAGAAAAAAACAAAGCUUCUGUGAGUUUUGUUUAACAAUCAUCAAUUUAUUUGUCACAGUCUUGUUAACAUGACAUUUUUAGAAUGUUUUUGACAGAUUUCGGUAGGUUUAAGUGUUCGUUUUGAUGGAUUUAAGAUCAAGCAGGUUAAUUUUUGAAUGUAUUCAAAAUGGAGAUGUUUCAAUGCUGUUUGGAAACACGAUGUGUAUUUUUUAUAAUACAUGAGCUCCUUUUUUUUCUUUUCUUUUCUUGCAUGUGGUAAAGCUGGCCAAGACUUCUGGAUUUGAAACAUGUCUGUGAAAWRRUUYUUUCCGGAGCUCAGACGGUCUUGURGCUGUUUAGCUCUUUGAUUUAUCUGAGCGUCACACACUAAACAGCGCAGGAGCCGGUUGGUCCAAUCAUUUGAGAAAUAAUAAAGCACAUGCGACACUUUUUCAGAUCCAURUAAACAAUUUGUGCUAACACUUUAAAACUUUUAAAAACACUUUGAAGAAAGCACAUGUGGAAUCAUUGCAUCUUUGUCCUGACAAAUGACAAAAAUCAGAGUUUGAGAGCUGAACUAGAUUCUAAAGACACAGAAAACUCAACACUGUUUUUGUUGGUUUCCCCAUUUAAAAAAAACUGACAGUUGUCCAGUUCUUUUUCUAUCAMCUUGACACUAUUGACUGAUCUGUGCUACAUUAACUGUGUCUCCUGUUUGCCUUCUAUUUUCACAUAACUUUACUCAAACAUAACACUUUUUACAUCGGAGAUGUUUUGCGUUCAUAUUUUCUAAUUGUAUUUUCAGAAAAAAAACGAUGUAGGGUUGGGCGGGGGAGCAAAAACAACAUGAAUCUUUUUCCUCAUGAGCUGGGUACAGUGCUUGUGUAGUCUAUUGUACCUUUUUUAUGGGAAACAAUACUGUAUAUCCUUGCCUUUGACAGUCUUAACUAUCUUACCCUCUGGAGAACUUGAGACACCCUUAGAACACAAUGAGUAUGUUAAAAAUAUAAACAAAGUAAUAUUUUGCAAAAUGUAUCAUUCCAAUAAAGUUUUACUUGUUAAGACAAA